Messenger RNA from Dendroctonus ponderosae (mountain pine beetle), 2396 nucleotides. RefSeq names its product U3 small nucleolar RNA-associated protein 25 homolog. Gene Ontology annotation, cellular component: nucleolus; small-subunit processome. Gene Ontology annotation, biological process: maturation of SSU-rRNA from tricistronic rRNA transcript (SSU-rRNA, 5.8S rRNA, LSU-rRNA). Lineage: Eukaryota; Metazoa; Arthropoda; Insecta; Coleoptera; Curculionidae. Gene Ontology annotation, molecular function: rRNA binding; U3 snoRNA binding. The coding region runs from base 143 to 2368 and encodes 741 amino acids. The transcript has 6 exons. The record is from RefSeq and is a predicted model, not a curated record.
AUAGAUAAAGACGAGGAAGUCAGUUCCAACUCUAACCAAAUAAUUGUUGUAACAUUUUCUUAAUCUAAUUAAUGUACUCGUCUUUAUCUAUGUAUAUGUAAAGCAAACCAAAAAUUGGAAAGUAUAGUCGAGUGCCUAAAGAAUGGGCAAAAAAGUCAAAUACCGAGACGUGGUUAAACGAGAGGGUCCCAAACAGGCGCUCAGAAAAGGCAACAAAUCACGUAAAGGCCCGCAUGGCCCCCAAAGGAAACGUGGCUUCAAGGCAAAGCCCAAUUUUGCCCAAGAAAGCUCCCCGGCAGCGAAGAAACCGAAGCCAAAUGAAGAUAAACUCGUUGACUGUGCCGAUAGUGACGAGGAGGAGAAGGACUCUUUUGUAGACUAUAUGAAGCUUCUCAGAGAGUCUUUCGGAGACAGACUAAGCAAAGUGAGCAACGAAGCCAUCAGUAGUGAGAGCAGCAGUGAGAGUGAAGAAGAACAACACGUUGCUGAAGAAGAGAGCAACGUAGAUUUGGCCGGUGGCAGUAAUUCAGAUGAAGACGAAAUAACUCACUUCAAUGAUGUGGAAUCUGAAGAAGAGGCCGCACAGGAAGAUGAAAUGGAAGAAUCGGAAGAUCCGUUCAACAAGCACGUCUGCCAUGAGCUGCACCCCAGUCUGCUGGAAGCCCUGCAGGAAUCAGAGGCAGGCUUAUGGGAACAGCACUCGAAAUCGUGGAUGAGACUAGGCGAUUUAGUCGUGCUCAUCCCCAAAUGCUACCUUAAGGAAACAGAAAAGCGCACCUUAUUGGACACCACUGUCUACGCAACCCCCAGCCCCAUUCCCAAGAGACUGGAUGGCAGCAGUACAACCCAACAGCUCUACAUUAAGGCUCAGAUAGCCCCGAACCUGGUUCAAGCCAACAAGGGCCUGAUCGGCCAAAACAGUCUUUUUACGCCUCUGCAACAGGAGCUGUUCUCCAUAGUGAAUAACUACCAGGACUUGUACUAUCCAGAGCGAACGUUCGACAAUGCUGAACAAAUUCGCUUCGUUUAUUGCCUGCAUGCGGUCAAUCACGUGCUAAAGACCCGAACCAAAGUGUUGCAUCACAACUCCAAGCUGGCUAAAAAGGAGGAUGUUCCAGAGGAGUUCCGAGAUCAAGGUCUGGUUAGACCGAAGGUUUUGAUUGUGGCCCCGUUCAAAGACUCCGCGCACAAGAUAGUUAACACUAUCAUCAAUAUAAUGUUUACAGAGGAUAAAGGGAAUGUGAUCAAGAAGAAACGGUUUGUGGAGGAUUACACUGGAGGUGAGCUGUACAUGCCGAAGAAAAACCCCAAGCCUGAGGACUACGAGCGGAUUUUUACCGGAAACUCCAGCGAUGACUUCAGGAUUGGAAUCACUUUUACUAAGAAAAGCCUAAAGCUUUAUUCGGAUUUUUACUCGUCAGACAUCAUAGUGGCGUCCCCACUGGGCUUAAGGACGAUAAUCGGGGCCCAAGGCGAGCCUGAAAGAGACUUUGACUUCUUGACGUCCAUAGAACUGCUCGUUCUAGAUCAAACGGACGUUUUCUUCAUGCAGAAUUGGUUCCAUGUGUCGCACAUCUUCGACCAUCUGCACCUGCAGCCCAAGGCACUGCACGGCACUGAUAUAUCGCGAGUCAGACUCUGGUGCUUGAAUCUGUGGGCCAAAUUCUAUCGACAAACUCUGAUAUUCAGCGCUAUCAGGCUGCCGCAUAUUGACGCACUUUUCAGCAAUAAAUGCUUGAAUUUCGCGGGUAAAGUUCAAGUGGCCAAUAAGACCGAAGAAGGGCAUAUCAAUCAGGUGUAUGUGCCUUUGCAGCAUGUUUUCCGCAAGUUUAAUGCCAGCACGGCGGUUGAAAUGAUUGAAAGGCGGUUUGAGUUCUUCAUACGCAGCGUUUUGCCGCGGCAGAAGGACAACGCAAUGAAGCAGACGCUGAUUUUCAUUCCCAGCUACUACGACUAUGUGAGGAUCAGGAACUACUUCAAGAAGGAGGAUCUGAGCUUUGUGCAGAUAUGCGAGUACUCAAAGGACGCAAAAGUGGCCAGAGCUCGGGACAUGUUCUUUCACGGAGACGCGCACUUUCUGCUGUACACCGAACGCUACCACUUUUACCACAGGAUACGAGUGAAAGGUAUCCGGCACUUGGUGUUUUACCAGGCUCCCACUUACCCGCACUUCUACUCGGAAAUGUGCAACUUGAUGCAGGAAAGUAACAUGAACAAGAAGGUGGGCAGUAUGGAUCAGAUGUCCGUCACUGUGAUCUACAGCCGGUUUGAUCUACAUCAGGUGGCUGCGAUUGUGGGCUCAGAAAGAGCGGCGCGAUUGCUCAGCUCGGAGCGGGAUGAACACAUGCUGCUCACUGAGGAUAAUUGAAUGAAUUAAAAUUCCUUUGAACACAUAA